CACUUCCCCGGCCUAGGACCUGGACUUGCAGCUGGCCGUUUCCAGGGCUCAGCGUGGUGCCAGGACAGGCAUGGAGCCUGCCUUAGCCCCCACUCCCCGCUGCACUGCUGACAGGGAGCCACCCGAGAUAAGCUCACGUCCCAACCCCCAGGCCUGAUCCCCCUCCUGCACCCUGAACCCCUCAUUUCUGGCCCCACCCCAGAGCCCACACCCUCACUUAGAGCCCUUACCCCCGCCCGCACUGCCCCCUCCUGCCCCCUUUAUCCCCAGCCCCACCCCGGUGAAAGCGAGGGCGGGUGGGGGAAUGUCGUGAGCGGGGUCGGGGCCCCCGGAAAGGGGCGGGACAGGGCUGUUCGGUUUCGCGGGGUUAGAAAGUUGGCACCUCGCCCUGCCGCCUCCCUGUGGGACUGGCUGCCCCGAGGGAGCAAACGCCAGCGGGCGCACCCGAGGCAGCCCGAGCGUGCGCGGCGCGUGACAUGGCUCGGAGCGGGGGGGCGGGCCCGCCCCCAGCGCUUGUGAGUGCCUGGGGCUGGCCGCGCGGGGACAUGGCGGCUGGGAGGGACCCCCCGCAGCUGUUGGUAUCCCUGCUGGGGGAGGGCGCGAGAGGGCUCGGAACUGGGCGCAGCGUUGUCCGCCCCCGCGCAGGGCGGGGCUUGCAAGGCGCCCACAGCCGUGAACUCCCCUCACCACCGCAGCGGCGCACAGGACCAGCCAGCAGAACUACAAUCCCCACAACCCCCCGGGGCAGAGGUGGCGGUGACGUCACCCCGCACCCCUCCGGCUGGCGCCGGGGCCCGGCGCCGCUAUUCGUGGAGGGGUCUGCGUCGGCCUCGCGCUCAGCCGAGCGGAGCGGCAGGAGCAUAGAGCGCGGCGUCUGGCGGCGCAGAGCGGCGCCGCUCCGCCCCACUCCACCCGCCCCGCCCGCCCCCAGUAAACAGUCGCUAACAUGGCGGCUCGGAGGCCUCGCUCCGCCUCGGAGCACGACAGUGAAGAUGAUUCGUAUGAAGUAUUGGAUUUAACAGACUAUGCAAGGCGUCACCAUUGGUGGAAUCGUGUGUUUGGCCGAAAUUCUGGGCCAAUUGUAGAAAAGUAUUCUGUAGCCACUCAGAUUGUAAUGGGCGGAGUGACUGGUUGGUGUGCAGGAUUUUUGUUCCAGAAAGUUGGAAAACUUGCAGCAACUGCAGUAGGUGGUGGAUUUCUUCUACUUCAGAUUGCCAGUCAUAGUGGGUAUGUGCAAGUUGACUGGAAGAGAGUUGAAAAAGAUGUAAACAAAGCAAAAAGACAGAUAAAAAAACGUGCGAACAGGGCAGCACCUGAAAUCAGCACCCUCAUUGAAGAGUCAACAGAAUUUAUCAAACAGAAUAUAGUAGUAUCCAGUGGAUUUGUUGGAGGCUUUUUGUUAGGACUUGCAUCUUAAGGACCUGAAUUUGUCUUCCUGAUGGCAUCAACCACAACAAAGAACAGUAGUAGUGAUUAGUGCACUGUCUUAAAGCAGUGUGGGUCACUGAUCACUCCACAGCAAGGAGAAUGGACUAGCCAGACAAAUUGGAAGCUUUCAUGUUUUAGGCUUUUGCCUUCUGACGCUUGGCAUAAGAUUUGCUGAAAAACUGCAGUGUGCUCAUAAUAGCAUUUUUUGGACAAAACUGGUUAAUUUUCAUCAUGACUUUUUUAUUCUGUGACCAUUCAGAAAAUAGCAUUUUUAAAAUGUAAUUUGUGGGAUAUCGCUAUGCUACGGUAAUGUAAGAAGGAAAGCUCCAUUUUCAAUCUGAAUGUUUUCCAGAUAAAUGUUGCUUUAUCUUUAUUUAAAAGGUAUUGUCCUUCAUGCUGUAGUAAAUAGUGCCAAUUACUAAUAAUGUAUACAAUAUGUAGCUUCAGCUGGAGGGCUGACAAUCUUCCGUAGAAAUUGCUGCAAUAAUCUAUAAACCUGUAAUAACUUUUUACAGAAGUAUGAAGUAACAAAGAAUCAUGAUCAUAUUAAAGGUGAAAAUCAAACCUU
Molecule: messenger RNA, 1996 nt
Organism: Chelonia mydas (Green sea turtle)
Lineage: Eukaryota; Metazoa; Chordata; Testudines; Cheloniidae
Gene: FUNDC1
Product: FUN14 domain containing 1
Exons: 5
Coding region: 947-1417 (156 amino acids)
Biological process (GO): autophagy of mitochondrion
Cellular component (GO): mitochondrial outer membrane
Source: RefSeq, a predicted model, not a curated record